Messenger RNA from Sphaerulina musiva SO2202, 2413 nucleotides. RefSeq names its product Sec1 family superfamily. Lineage: Eukaryota; Fungi; Ascomycota; Dothideomycetes; Mycosphaerellales; Mycosphaerellaceae. Gene Ontology annotation, molecular function: syntaxin binding. The record is from RefSeq and is a predicted model, not a curated record. Gene Ontology annotation, cellular component: plasma membrane; secretory granule. The coding region runs from base 161 to 2266 and encodes 701 amino acids. Gene Ontology annotation, biological process: vesicle-mediated transport; intracellular protein transport. The transcript has 7 exons.
CGGCCGCUGUCACUCGCUCUCACUCUGACCUCACCCAAGCACACACACCCUAUACAGCCGACCGGAUGUGCCAACUACACCCCUGAUUGACCCUUGGACCGACCUUGUCGCCAGCGAGAGCUUGAGUCUCAGCUUCAGCUUCGGCUCUAGCACCGACGAUAUGGGCGUCUCGAUUAUAGACGCCCAGCGCGACAUCAUCCUCAAUGUGCUCCGCCAGAUAACUCGCGACGAUUGGAAAGUGCUGGUCGUUGAUCCAGACUCGCGCAAGCUGAUCGAUAAUGUCAUUGAUCAAGAUGUGAUCCUCAACGAGAAUAUCAUGAGCAUUGAGCUGAUCACUGAUCGACGAUCUACGAACCGCGAUGCCGAUGCAAUCUACCUCAUCUCGCCCCAGGCCUACAUCGUGGAUUGUAUCAUGGCCGAUUUCGAGAAGAGAAAGUACAGGAGAUCACAUCUGGUCUGGACGAGCUUGCUACCACCGGCACUUAGAGAGCGUAUAGACAAGUCGCGGUUUCGAGACCAGAUCGCACUCUUCAAGGUUUUGAAUGUGGAAUUCUACCCACGAGAGUCACAUUUGAUCACCUUCAGAGACCCAUGGAGCUUUCCGGUGCUGUACCAUCCAGCUUGCAAUACUUUGGUCAGGCAGCACUUGGAGGAUUUGGCGCAAAAGGUUGUAGGGGUCUGCGUAGCGCUCGGAGAAUAUCCCACUAUCCGCUACUAUCGACCUCGAACGCCCACGCAUGAAGCCAGCAUACUGUGCUCACAUCUGGCUCGCUUCGUGCAAGAUGAGCUCGAUUUGUAUGCCAAGUUCCACGAAGACUUUCCCCCGCCCACUACGCGGCCGCGGGGAGCACUGUACAUCGUUGAUCGAUCCAUGGAUCUUUACGCGCCUAUAUUACACGAGUUCACAUACCAAGCCAUGGCACACGAUCUGUUGCCCAUCAAGGAGGGCGACAAAGUGACAUACCGGAUGAUGGUCAACGAGGGGCAGUUGGAUCAAGAAGAAAAGGACGUCGAAAUCACCGAAAAGGACAAGAUAUGGGCGGAAAACAGACAUCAACAUAUGGUCCAUGUAAUAGCCAAGUUGGAAUCUGACUUCAAGAACUUCUUGAAGAACAAUGCAAACUUCACCAACAAGGAGGCAGAGGGAGUUCACCUGAACACGAUUAAGGACAUGAUGGCAGGGCUUCCGGAGUUCCAGCAGAUGAAGGAGGCAUAUUCAUUACAUCUAGGUAUGGCCCAAGAAAGCAUGAAUCGUUUUCAGCAGCGAAAUUUGCCUGAUGUGGCAUCGGUCGAGCAGAUCCUUGCAACUGGCCUCGACGAGGAGUAUAAGAAGCCCAAAGGCGUAGCAGCGCAAGUCAUUGCUACACUUGACGAAGGCGGUGUGGUCCCACCUGAUCGCCUACGCCUCUUGAUGCUCUUCAUGCUUUUCAGAGAUGGCAUGGUGCCGGCAGACCUGCAGAAACUGAUUGCCCAUGCCCAACUCUCACCACAGGACGGUGAAGUGUUACAGAACCUCGAGAUCCUUGGCGCUCGAACGACUCGAAACAUCAAGGAUUCUCGGCCUAUACCCCAGCCACUAUUCCCGAAGAAGCCGCCGCCAGUGACAGUACAGGAAGAGUAUGCACUGAGCAGGUACGAACCUGUGCUACAGAAUCUGUUGGAGGCACAUGCAAGCAAUACGCUAGACCCUACAGUGUUCCCAUACACAAAGCCGCCAUUAGACAUGGGCGAUGGGCUUCAGCGUCAAGAGACUGCAGCCUCACUACGCUCAGCGAAACCUACAUGGGCCCGAACGCGAACCGCAAAUUCUGGCCUAGAGAACCGGCAGCGGGUCAUCGUCUUCAUGGCGGGAGGCGCAACAUACUCAGAAGCGCGAGCGUGCUAUGAUGUUGGAAGGCAGACGGGGCGGGAGACGUUCCUGGUCACAUCGCACAUGCUCACGCCCGGACUCUUCAUACGGCAGGUAGGCGACCUGUCAGCGGAUAAAAGGAGGCUGAACAUACCUGCAGAAAUGCCAAAACCACAGGCGCCACGGCAUCUGUUUGAGCCAGACGAGCAGCCGAAGCCCAAGGCUGCUCCUCCUGUCCAGCAGCCCCAGAGAGCGCCUGUUACGCAGCCGCCAAUACAGCAAAUGGGCGCCAUCAAUCUGAAUGGGAAGCCCCACGGAACUGGGCCAAGCUCGUCGUCGGGAGCGAUCACGAAGGAGCCAGAGAAGAAGGAUAAGAAGAAGCAUCAUUUCGGCUUUGGAAGGAGCAAGGACAAAUGAUCUUUUCGUGUAAGGUGACGCCGAAGGAAGCGAGCUCUAUAGUAAUGUUUGGGCGCGUAUGGCCUACAGGUGAAGCUCAUUGUAGAGCUCAUCCUAGCAGACGCGGUAGGCAGUAGCAGAAGCAAAGGACGUCUAAGACAGGUCGCU